AUGGAUGCCGCCGAUUACCACAAGAUCCAAGAAAGACGCGACGCAUUACGCAAAAAACUUCUCGGUUCCAACAACCCACUGGCUCGUCGAAUAUCGGUCACCGAUGCGAGGGCUGAGCAGGAGGGAUCUCCAAUAGACGAGGAUGACGAUGCUGUAAAUGAGGAAGCAUACGAAGGCACAUCGGCAGCAGCGAUGGACCUCAGGAACAAAUUCGCAUCCAAGGGAAAGAAAGGAAUGGAUGAGGGGAAGGAGAGGCCCAAAGGCAGGGGCAAGAAAGUCGAGAUCGGGCCGAGCGGACUCUCGUACACUCCAUUAGAGAACCAGAUACGAGAUCUUAAGAAGGCAUAUCCCGAUAAUUUGCUACUUGUAGAAGUUGGCUACAAGUACCGCUUUUUCGGUGAAGAUGCGACAAUCGCCUCCAAGGAACUUGGAAUUGCCGCCUUUCCUAACCGAAACUUCAUGAGUGCAAGUAUACCCGUACAUCGACGAUCCGUCCAUGUGAAGAAACUCGUCUCUCGGGGGUACAAGGUCGGAGUCAUUGGCCAGAUGGAGACUGCCGCACUGAAGAAAGUUGGCGAUAACCGAAGUGGUCCGUUUGUGAGGGAACUUCAGGCUUUGUACACUCCGGCCACGUACGUUGACGAAACGGAUUCUUUGGAUGACGACGAUGCCUUUGGGCAGACCACGACUCGGCCGCUCUUGUGCUUGAUAGAGGACCUUAGAGGCGGCAUGGGUGCUGAUGAGAGAGUCGCUAUUGGACUGGUCUCGGUUGUGCCAUCCACUGGGGACAUCGUGUACGACGACUUCCAGGAUGGCCAUAUGCGCUCCGAACUUGAGACGCGACUGUCCCAUCUCAACCCUUGUGAACUCAUUUUGCCGUCGAAGGGGCUCAGCAAGACCACGGAGCGCUUGCUGAAUAAUUUUGCUGGGAAUUCUAACGCUGGGGGCAGCAUCCGUCUCGAACGAAUAGCCAAAAUCAUGGACUAUACCUCGGCAUUCCAGCUGACCUCAGACUUCUAUUCCAAGAAGGAUGAGGGGAGUCCUCGUGCUUCAGAGAGCUUUCGCUCCGGCAAACUCAUGACUGCCAUUGCCGAGUUACCUCAGAAUGUCGUCAUUGCGUUGGCUCAUUGUGUUAAUCACCUUACCGCCUUUGGUCUGGCGGACUCAUUCUUACGCACCAAAUUCUUUGCCGAAUUUACAACGAAAGCUCAUAUGCUGCUGGCUGGUAAUACAUUGAGCAAUCUUGAAUUAUUCCGUAACCAGGAUGACUUCUCCGAGCGGGGAAGUUUGAUGUGGGUCUUGGAUAACACAAAAACCAAGUUUGGAUCGCGUUUGUUGCGUUCUUGGGUUGGAGGUCCGCUUAUCGAUCUCAAAGCUCUAAAUGAGCGUAUUGAUGCUGUGGAGGAACUCUUAUCGACAUCAAGUGCCGUAAUCGAGCAACUACGAACUGUUCUGAAGGGAACACCCGACUUGGUGAAAAGCCUUUGUCGAGUGCAAUAUGGAAAAUGUGCUCCUCGAGAACUGGCAUCUCUGCUCUAUGCGUUCAGCCGUAUUGCACGAGCAUUUCCUCCGUUUGAGCAAUCUUCAAGCGUUGGAUUCAAGUCGCAUAUACUGAACGAUAUUGUGUACUCUCUGCCAAGUGCGUUGGAGACCGUUACGCAGCUCAUGCAGCCCCUCGAUCUACGGAAGGCGCGGGACGACAAUAAGGUAGACCUUUGGUUAGACCCUCAGAAAUUCCCGGCAAUACAGGACACGAAAGAUUGUAUCGCGACCGUCGAAUAUGAGCUGGGGGAACAUCUACACGAAAUACGGAAGACUAUCAAACAACCCUCUGUCCAAUACAAAACGAUCGCGGGCAUUGAAUAUCUUAUUGAGGUCUCCGGAGCGCAGGUUAAGAAGCUGGUACCGGCUGACUGGUCGCGCAUUUCAUCAACCCGCACUGCUACAAGGUUCCAUACGCCACAAGUCAGACGGAUGCUGGAGGAGCGAGAGCGAUACAAGGAAAGCCUUACAGCUGAAGCAGAGAAGGCGUACCAGUCAUUUUUGCAGGAAGUGUCAGAGAACUACGACGUUUUUCGGGAUGUUACAAAUAAGCUAGCUCUCGCCGACUGUCUGUUAUCGCUUGCAAUCGUUGGCAAGCAGCAAGGCUAUUGCCGCCCGAGAUUUGUGGAAGAUGAUCGAAUUGACAUUGUGGAAGGUCGACAUCCCAUGGUCGAAGCCCUCAUGUCUGACCCUUUUGUUCCAAAUACUGUGACGUUAGGCGGUGAUGGACCGCGUUCUCGCAUCAUCACAGGUCCCAACAUGGGUGGAAAGUCCUCUUGUGUGCGCAUGGCUGCUUUGAUCGUCAUCAUGGCACAGAUCGGCAGCUACGUACCAGCGAGUGCCGUAACCUUAGGGGUGCAAGAGGCGGUAAUGACGCGAAUGGGUGCUUCAGACGAUCUCAUAAAAGGCCGAUCAACUUUUAUGGUGGAACUUUCCGAAACAAGCGAUAUUCUGAAGUCGGCUGCACCUAGAUCUCUUGUCAUUCUCGAUGAGCUGGGCCGCGGAACGUCCACUUUCGACGGCAUGGCUAUUGCGAGUGCGGUAUUGACCUAUCUCGUCCAAGACAUCAAGACCAAAACUUUGUUCAUCACACACUACCCGCUGCUCGCAAGCGAGCUGGAAAAGCAGUUCCCUACUCAAAUCGCGAACAACCACAUGGACUUCAUUGAAGAAGAUAAAUUGGAUGGGACAGUUGAAAUCAACUUUCUUUAUAAACUCACUGAAGGAUCGGCUCGGGGAUCCUAUGGUAUCGAAUGCGCUCGACUAGCAGGGAUACCGGAAGCGGUCUUGCAAUCUGCCACCAUUCGGUCGGGCGAGAUGCGCAAAGUGGUGGAACAGAGGACUGAAAUCAGCCGGUACGGCGGCUUAGCUCGUUUGACAGUCGCACAGCUGAUACCUGCAGCAGGCUUCGCAAGGACAUCGAACGGAUUAAACUCAAUCUUAAAGGAGGGAGCGACACAUAGUGCACCUGUUUGCGGCUUUGACACAAGAUAG
Messenger RNA from Dacryopinax primogenitus, 3036 nucleotides. RefSeq lists its product as uncharacterized. The transcript is spliced from 14 exons. The record is from RefSeq and is a predicted model, not a curated record. Gene Ontology annotation, molecular function: ATP-dependent DNA damage sensor activity; ATP binding; mismatched DNA binding. Gene Ontology annotation, biological process: mismatch repair; mitotic recombination. Bases 1 to 3036 code for a protein of 1011 amino acids. Gene Ontology annotation, cellular component: nucleus. Lineage: Eukaryota; Fungi; Basidiomycota; Dacrymycetes; Dacrymycetales; Dacrymycetaceae.